Molecule: messenger RNA, 1038 nt
Organism: Centruroides sculpturatus (bark scorpion)
Lineage: Eukaryota; Metazoa; Arthropoda; Arachnida; Scorpiones; Buthidae
Product: metalloprotease TIKI1-like
Exons: 2
Coding region: 42-983 (313 amino acids)
Biological process (GO): negative regulation of Wnt signaling pathway
Cellular component (GO): membrane
Molecular function (GO): metalloendopeptidase activity
Source: RefSeq, a predicted model, not a curated record
CUAUUUGGAUACGGAAAAUCUUAUAUUUCUUCAGAGUAAUAAUGGCCGUUUCAGUCAACUUAUUUAUUGUUUUACAGAGUGAAGAAUAUAUGUCAUUUCUUUGGAUGGUAAAGAAGGAUCCUCCAUCGUAUUUCUUCGGCACAAUUCACGUUCCGUAUACUCGAGUUUGGGAUUAUAUACCCGAAAACGUCAAAGUAGCUUUCGAAUCGAGCGAUACCAUAUACUUCGAACUAGAUUUGAUAGAUCCAAAAACUAUCUCGACUUUGUCCAAUUGUCAAAUGCUGCCUCAGGGAAAAAAUUUAGUUGAUGUGUUACCGGAAGAUCUUUAUAGAAGAUUGAAACGCCACUUGGAUUACGUGAAAGGAAUGUUACCUUCAUGGAUGACGGCGGAUCAAAGGGGAAGAGGUUUAUAUGCUGAUUAUCUCUUCAAUGCCAUCACGGGAAAUUGGGAAAGAAAGAGGCCCAUCUGGGUAAUGUUGAUGGUCAAUUCUUUAACAGAAAGUGAUGUCAAAUCGCGUGGCAUACCUGUUUUAGAUCUAUAUUUGGCUCAAGAAGCCGAGAGGAUGAAUAAAGGUACAGGAGCCGUUGAAAAAGUUGAAGAACAAUGCGUACCAUUAAAUGGUUUGGAUUUUACUCAGGUUUUAUUCGCUUUGAAUCAAACACUCUAUCAACAGGAAAGUAUAAGAUCUGGAGAUAUUCAAGCAUUCUAUACAACAGACGAUCUGAUUAAGCAUUAUAAUUGCGGAGAUCUUAACUCCGUGGUAUUCAGUCAAGAUUCGACUCAAGUGCCCCACUUAAACAGUACAACUAUGACUUCGCAGGAAGUUGCUGUCGCCAGGAAUAUUGACCGGUAUUUCCGAGAGGAACUCAUAUACAAGCGAAAUAAAAGAAUGGGAGAUCGCGUAGUCCAGUUGCUUAAUACCUAUCCGGAUACAAGCUACUUUUUUGCUUUUGGUGCAGGUGGGUUUCUAGAUAUUCCUUAAAAAAAAAAAUACUACUACUUGUCGGAAGCACUGUAAUAAUUUAUCACAUGCUGUG